Messenger RNA from Abrus precatorius (Indian licorice), 1835 nucleotides. RefSeq names its product probable E3 ubiquitin-protein ligase EDA40. The record is from RefSeq and is a predicted model, not a curated record. NCBI's taxonomy places the organism in Eukaryota, Viridiplantae, Streptophyta, Magnoliopsida, Fabales, Fabaceae. Bases 133 to 1710 code for a protein of 525 amino acids. The transcript is spliced from 3 exons.
GUCUCUGCUCUGCCACUCCUUUCCCCUCCCCUGCGCUUUCAUCUGUGACCGUGACCCACCUACGUUGAGUGAGUGAGAGAGAGAGAAUGAACGAGGGUGAAAGAAAAAAGAAGCAGCAGAAGAGGAGCAUGGAUGCUGAGAAAUGCAGCAAGUAAGGUGGCUGUGGCUGCAGCAUAUGCAUGUGGGUGGAAGAAACCUCUGCUUUAUCCACCAUCUCUCACUAUCCCAAAUUCCUCAUCUGCAUCUCCAUCAACAACAAAAAACUCGUCAAGGGAGCUGAGAGAAGAAACAUGUUGCAGUAUCAUCCCUCAUAAGAAUUUGUGUACAAUAUGUUUAGAUCCUCUGAGUUACGACAGUAAAGGCAGCAGUCCGGGUCAAGCUAUAUUCACUGCUCAGUGUUCUCAUGCAUUCCAUUUUGCUUGUAUCUCCUCCAAUGUCUGCCAUGGUAAUGUCACUUGCCCAAUUUGCCGUGCCCAUUGGACCCAGCUCCCUCGCAACCUCCACAACAACCUUUGCAGUUCGAUUACUGCUAUUAACCAAAGUGAUCCAAUCCUGCAAAUUCUUGACGACUCUAUUGCUACCUUCCGUGUUCAUCGCCACACUCUGUUGCGAUCCACCCGCUACGAUGAUGAUGAUCCUGUUGAGCCUGAUGAAGCAUCAAACUUACCCAAGCUGUGUUUCUCUCUUGUACCUAUUCCCCCAAAUACAGCUACUAGUUUCCACCCAGCUUCUCAAGUGACCAAGCAUGCCUCAUGUCAUUGCUAUCUAUCCCUUCAUCCUCUAUCCUGCAGCUCCUCAUCAUUGCUACAGUCUCCACCUAUACAUACACCAUAUAUCAUGUGCCCCUCCUCUAAUAGAUCUUAUCUUUCGUUAAAACUAGCCCCUGAAUUAGCAACUGACUUGGUCUUAGUUGCUAGCCCCAAUGGACCACAUCUGAGGCUUUUCAAACAAUCCAUGGCUUUGGUGGUUUUCUCCCUCAGACACGUUGAUCGCUUGGCCAUUGUUACAUUCUCCUCAGCUGCAACCCGUGUCUUCCCUUUAAGACGCAUGACGCCUUAUGGGAAGCGCGCUGCCCUUCAAGUUAUUGAGCGUGUAUUUUAUAUGGGACAAGCUGAUCCAGUUGAAGGGGUAAUGAAAGGAAUUAAGAUACUGAAAGAUCGCGCACACAAGAACCCCAAGUCUUGUAUACUACAUUUAUCAGAUUACCCUACAAGACCAUACCAUGCUAUGAACAUGGAACUCCCAUCCACACCCAUUUACAGAUUUCGUGUGGGAUUUGGAUUUGGCACUUCUAAUAGAUUUGUCAUACAAGAAUUUGAGGGGUUAUUGGCCAAAAUGCUGGGAGGCAUUGUCCGAGAAAUCCAACUGAGAAUUUGUGGGACUGGUGAGGAAGUUAGCAGUGGCAGGGUCAUAAGAAUUGAAGAGAUGAGGGGCGGAGAAGAAAGGAGAGUUAUAUUAGACCUGGGUGACUGUACACAUGUAUGUGUAGAAUAUAGCUACACUGAAGGAGAAAUUGAAGAGCGUGUUAGAAGAACUGGGGAAACUGUUGUAGGUGUUGGAGACCAUAAGGGUAGUGUUACAGAAGCUGCUGAGGAGAGGAGGAGGGAUAUGAAUACAGUUGUUAGGACUACCAGCGUUGAAAGCUGGAAUUUUCAUGACCCUUACAUGGCCAGAAGAUGGGCCAAGCACUUGCAGGGUUAUAGGCUUUGAAAAUGCAACGCUCUCUCUCUAGACCAAUGCAUUCCUAUUCGGAAAUUUUUACGACUUCACCAAUCCCCUGCAUUUAUAGCAUGUGUAGUUCAUCUUAAAUCUAUAAAUAUAUUCAUUUAUUUUUC